This is a messenger RNA of Suillus discolor, 1408 nucleotides long. RefSeq lists its product as uncharacterized. NCBI's taxonomy places the organism in Eukaryota, Fungi, Basidiomycota, Agaricomycetes, Boletales, Suillaceae. The transcript has 3 exons. The coding region runs from base 80 to 1213 and encodes 377 amino acids. The record is from RefSeq and is a predicted model, not a curated record.
GAACGACUGGUUGGGUUACUCACGACACUGACACAGCUGAGACUCGAAUUCAUUAUCUGAUCACCGACAUCCGUUUACUAUGACUGCUAAUGCCGGUAGCGACAGAUCAACUUCUUCUUCGCGAAGCCUUGGGGAUAACUUAGAACCUGAGCAUGCAAAUGACGCAACCAAGCACGAAAUUAUACGCAUAGUCUCACCACCGCAAGAUGAUUCCCCUUUGCACAGAGCUGGACUACUUCAACCCAGGAGCUACGUUUCCUUUACCUCGGUCACUCCCCACUCUCAAGACGACAUCCGCGCAAGCACCGUCAAGCUUUCCAAUAUGGUCUUCUCUGCCUCCAGGGGCUCACCCUCCCCCAUGAUCCAGAACCUGUCUCCCACCGCAGGGCACAACGCACAUUCGUCCUCUCCCUCGACCCACGGUCGAAAGGAAGCCGAACAACUACAUUUCCCAUCUGAGCUUACGCGAAGGAACAUGCCUUCACGCGAUUCAUUCAUAUUUCCAUCUGGUCAUAAUCUGCUCACACACGUUGGACCAGGGUCCCUCCCCAAUAUUCCGUUAUCCGCAUCUUUUGCACCCUCCUCACAAUAUACAAGAAGGAGCUCACAUUUCUCAGCCCAGGACUCUGAUCUCUCAGCCUCCACUUCCACUUUCGACUCCUCCAAAACUGCCCAUCGUGAUCCGUCGUCUGGCAUGGCAACUCCUCGCGGGAGAGACAUGUCUCAUCGCACUAUUGUACCUCAGGCUUCAGCACUCUCAGUUUUGCUCUCCAGACAUGCUGAUGGAGCACCCUCAAGCUCGCCAAGUCCAACAGUAUUGCAUAAAACUGACAGGCGGCAGUACUUCAAUUCAUUAGCAGACCCAGAGCAGGCUGUUUCCACCGUUAACCAUAAUUCUGCGGAUCGCACCCUUCUGGCAACUAGCAACGUUCGCCCAGAAGUUUUACGUUUUGUUUCUUCUUCGGCCACAGAAAAUACUCCAUUGCUUCCUCCUCCACAUGGCCCUGUGCCUGCUAUUAAUGGUCAUUCCUCAGCGCCCUGGAAGCGCUCAAUGUCAUCAAAACGUUUCUCAAGCCUCGUGCAUGGGUUUAUGGGCGAGACACAUAAGAUUGACCCCCAAGAACUAGUGCGCACCGUGUUGAAAAGCCUACCUGCUGUGCUCUUGGGCACGUUGCUCAAUAUCCUUGAUGGAGUUUCAUGUAAGCCGUUCUGAUGAAUGUCACGUUUGGCGCUUUAUUUCUUGCGAUCUGAUGGUACCUUCAAAACCCUUGGCGGCUAUUGCCUAACCUACUAAUACAUAAUAUGUACUAUAUUUGUAUGCUGUCUGACUCGGGCAUCUUCCUGUUCCCCCUCAUCUCCGAUCAUUAUGGAUCAGCUGCUAACGAUGUCGCUGCAGAUGGAAUGAUCA